AUGUUUUAAAAUUUUUAAAAAUAAAAACAAUUAAAACCAUGAUUUCUUACAAUUCAAGUAUUAAGUGGUUGUUAACCACUUUAAUGGUUUUUACCAUAAGCGGUAAAGCACUUGCCAGUGAUAUUACUAAUGAAGUGUUUGGUGUGGUCAAAGAAGGUAUUGUAGCUGCUUUUGGAGACUUCAAUUCGGAUGAACUAACAGAUGUAUUUCUAAUAAGGGAUAAUAUGAAAGUAUUGCAAAUAUUAUAUGGUGCCGAAACGGAGCCCUUUUUAAGAAAUGGUCCUUAUUGCAGUUAUGAAAAUUUUCAAAUUACUAGCGUGGUUCCCGGCGAUUUUGAUGGUGAUGCCUUAAUGGAUGUGUUGGUAACUGUGAAACCUAAAGAUACCAAUGACAAUAUAUACGGUGUGUUUGUACAUUGGGGUGGUCCCGAGGGUCUAAACUGUACUAAGGAAACCGAAACUCCCUUGUUGAAAACCACAGGGGAACCAUUGGCUUUAGAUUUCAAUUGUGACAUGAUUAUCGAUUUAUAUGGCCUGAAUGAGUUGAGGGAGCGUAUGUUUUGGAUUUUCCAAAAAUCACGUGAACCUCCACAGCCACGAGCCCAAGCGGCACCCACAGGUGGCACAACAUUUGGCGCCAGCAUUAAAACACCCAAUGCAAAUGCUUAUUUGGAUUUGAAUGGUGACUUUAUGGCCGAUUUAUUUAUACAAACUGAUAAAAAUUAUGAAGUGUGGUAUGGACGUCAUGGCGAGCAAAAGGAAGAUUUUACCUUUAAUCACACCAUAGAUAUAUCUAUAGUGGGCGCUGAUUAUAAUCUGGGUCAAGCUGUGUUUGCUGAUUUUGAAUUGGAAGGAGUGGAAAAUAUUAUUUUGCCUGUGUGUUUCCAUAAAGAUUGUACAAACUCUACUAUUUUAGUACAUGAUGGCAAUAAUUUCCGUGAUGUGCAUGUCAAUUUCAAAGAUCCUCAAGCGGUUUCUUGGGGCUUUGUACCGCCCGUUAAAGAUGAUGUAUAUUUAAAGACCAUCACAGCACGUAGCGGUGACUUCAAUAUGGAUGGUUAUCCGGAUCUUAUAAUGACCCUGCAAACCUUAACGGGGCCCAAGCGUAUGCAAACUUUUCUGCUGGAAAAUGUUCCCUGUAAAAUGUGUAAUCCGCCCUUGAAAAGAACCUUCGAAGUUAAAUGGAAUGCUUUAAAUCCUUUGGGCAAUGAUACAGUGGCUGGAGCUUUCUACGAUUUCUAUCAGGAUGGUGUCCUGGAUGUCAUCUUAAUACAAAAGACCAAAACCGGCCAGUAUAAACCUUUAGCCUUCCGCAAUACCCUGGAUUAUGAUGCUAAUUUCGUUAAGGUUAUAGUGCUAACGGGUUUGGUCAACAAAAAGAAUCCCACUUUGCAUACCGCUUUAGGCCGCAAGAAACGUACCUAUGGCACCAAUUUACCGGGACCACGUAUUACCUACUUCACCACCACACAAGACGGAGAUUUACAGCGUGGCUCGUCGGUGCAAUUGCCACAAUCUUCUUAUUUCGCCUUGCAGUUGCCCUACACCAUCUUCGGCCUGGGCAGAACACCAAAUUUUGUCGAUUCCCUAACUGUGGGUUUGGCACACAUGUCGCGAAAUUUCACUCAACUUAUACCCAAUUCUCAAAUAAUAGUGGUGCCCAAACCCAUUGAAGAUCCACAACGCUGGAAAGCCCAGCUGUUUGUAACGCCCAGCAAGCUGAUUGUCAUGAGUGUGGUUGCCUUGGGCGGCACUUGUUUGGUUAUUGUUCUCAUCAUUUUGGUGCUGUACAUCAAGGAGAAACGUGAGGAUAAACAGGAGAAACUACAAGAAGCCCAUCGUUUCCAUUUCGAUGCUAUGUAAGGGUAGUUAGUUGUAAAUUGCAAAUGCGUAGAGGAGACAGUUUACAAUUUUUCUAAAUUGUCUGAAGAAGAGUGAUAUUUUUUAAGUAGUUUUUGUCUCAUUUCUUUUUAUUAUCCAUAUUAAAAUUCGCUUAUUUUUUAAGUUUAAACGAAUUGUUUAUAUAUAUUUUUUUCUUUUUAUUACAAUACUUUUUUUUAACUUUUAAGUGUUGUGUUUUAUUUUAAGCGUUUGAAUUGAUAUUAAACUCUAUAUAUUUGAAAUAACCUUUAAAUUAUAUUAAAAUACACAAUAUUUCUCUAAUAAAAAGAAAUUUAAACAAAUAAAA
Messenger RNA from Calliphora vicina (urban bluebottle blowfly), 2187 nucleotides. Its product is annotated as T-cell immunomodulatory protein. The transcript has 3 exons. Gene Ontology annotation, cellular component: plasma membrane. Lineage: Eukaryota; Metazoa; Arthropoda; Insecta; Diptera; Calliphoridae. The coding region runs from base 39 to 1862 and encodes 607 amino acids. The record is from RefSeq and is a predicted model, not a curated record.